Molecule: messenger RNA, 3069 nt
Organism: Pseudozyma hubeiensis SY62
Lineage: Eukaryota; Fungi; Basidiomycota; Ustilaginomycetes; Ustilaginales; Ustilaginaceae
Product: phosphatidylinositol phosphate kinase
Exons: 1
Coding region: 1-3069 (1022 amino acids)
Biological process (GO): phosphatidylinositol metabolic process
Molecular function (GO): phosphatidylinositol kinase activity
Source: RefSeq, a predicted model, not a curated record
AUGUUGAUACACGCAUCUGAAGCAGAAACGCUCAACUCGAUCCGCUUGGCCCUCGAACGCGAUGAGCAGCAGAUCCGCGUCAACGACAGCACAGGCGAGGUGUACGACAUCACCAUCUCCAGAUCAGCUCCAUACGCAUCUCCUGUUGUCUCCCGCUCCGUGACUCCCAGCAACGCCAACGAUCCUGCAUUCUCCGGCGCAAAUGGCCUCACCGCAGCCUCGUCCGCAGGCCACCGCAUCCUUCGGCUCCCUCAGCUGGUCAGCAAGAGGGCGCAUGGCAAUCACCAGUCCGUUCAGCAGCCCGCCACCAUUGAACCUACAUCCAACUCCGACAGACCGUUGCCAGAGAUUCACGAGCUCGGCCAGGGCCACACUCAACAACAGAAUGCUGCCAAUCUCACAGGCUCGCGCGCAUCACCCUCGUCACCCGGUCCCAUCGUUCGUCAAGAUGCAGCGCUCAAGUCACAGUCCAGCUUCACCGCCCCAACGCGGCAUCAUCCAUUCCUCAGCGAGCUUCCACCCUCUCCACCUCUCGAGGCCGACUAUAUAUCCGGGCAUGACUCUCGAAACGGUCUCAUGAGCACCGUCGCAAAUGGCUCGUCACAGGCUCCAGCUUAUUCCGCCAACGGAGCGUCCACUUCAUCCGCAUCCAUAGCGUCUGGAUCGAAGCAGGAUGAAACCGUACCCGCUGCCGCGCCGAUCCAAAAGAAGGCUCCUGUCGCCCGUCGAGCCUACACUGCCGACCCGAGUCACAUCCUAGCAGCGACAUCUGCUGCACCACAAAAGCAUGCGGCCGCACCAGCUUUCACGGACGAGCCCGCCUCGAUGGAUGGCAUCGGUACCGUCUCCCUCACGCAACAGCAACAACAAGGCCAGCAACCCAGCUCCGCAGCCUAUCGACCGCCACCGAAGCAGAACGAACGCCGUAAUGCCUCCAACGCCUCGACCGCCAGCACCGCCUACCGCACCGCCUCGUCCACCGGCGGCGCUUCUGAUGUUGAAAAUGACGAUGCUUCCAUGACUCAACGACUCGCUUCGCAGUCGACCAACGGCGCCAAUGGCGUCUCUGCAGCGCCCGCGAUCCGACUUACCCACGAUGCUUCCCCUUAUCUGCACGAUCCGCAGCUAGGAACCGACGCCGGUGCGUCCCAAGCGGCUUUUGGCUCACAAGCCAAUGGCGAUCAGGAAUUGCCGCCCACCGGCAUCCCUCCACGUCAACACAUGGCGCGCCGCAACACCACUGGAUCUUCGCUGCAAGGCCGCCGAUCUCAGUCUGGCGGCAGCCUCACCCAUUCCAUCCGUCGAUCGAGCCGCGAUCGCGACUCCAUUUCGCCAUAUCCAGCUCAGCCCUGGUUGGCCGAUGGACUCAACUCGCCUACCACGGCAGAGGGCUCGACGCACGCCCUGCGCACAGGCGAUGCCGCUUUCGACGAAGAGGCCGCCAAGCACGCCGAGCAGCUGCGCAGGGAUCGUCGCUACAAGGAGCAAAAGGCGCGCGAUGCAGCAGCUGAAGGCUCCGCCGGCGACAAAGAUGCGCCUCCCAACGGUGCUGUCGCCGGCUCCGGCGGUGGAGUCGUUGGCGUGUUGCAACGUACCAGGACCGGUCGCGACUGGCUCAACGCCAACCCCAAGGAUAAGGAGCGCACCGACCGCGAGCGCGAACGCGAGCAAGAGGACGCGGAACCCAAGGUUCUUGUCGGCAACCUCAUCGGAGAAGGCCAUGCCAAUUACGUCCUCAUGUACAACAUGCUCACCGGUAUUCGCAUCGGUGUCUCGAGGUGUCAAGCCAAGAUGAAGCGUCCCCUGUGCGAUGCCGAUUUCACCGCCAAGCACAAGUUCACCUUCGAUAUCAUCGGAAGAGAACUGACACCCACUGCCAAGUACGAUUUUAAGUUCAAAGACUACGCUCCCUGGGUGUUCCGUGAGCUGCGCGAGCACUUUCACCUUGACGCUGCCGAUUACCUUCUGUCGCUCACGUCCAAAUACAUUCUCAGCGAGCUGGGCUCGCCGGGAAAAAGUGGUUCCUUCUUCUACUUUUCGCGCGAUUAUCGCUUCAUCAUCAAGACGAUCCGACACUCGGAGCACAAGUUCCUGUUGCGAAUCCUCAAGGACUAUCACGAGCACGUCAAGGCCAACCCACACACGCUGCUCAGUCGCUUCUAUGGAUUGCAUCGUGUCAAGCUGCCGCAAGGCCGCAAAAUCCAUUUUGUCAUCAUGAACAAUCUCUUCCCGCCGCAUCGCGAUAUUCACGAAACGUACGAUCUCAAAGGAUCGUCGAUCGGACGGGAGUAUCCCGAGGAGAAAGCGGCGACCAAGUCCGGUGCCGUACUCAAGGAUCUCAACUGGCUCAAGCGCGGGCGCGAGAUCGAGCUGGGUCCCGAGAAGCGCGCAUUAUUUGAAGCACAGCUGCGUAGCGAUGUCGGCUUGAUGCAGCGACUCAACAUCAUGGACUAUUCGUUGCUCAUCGGGCUGCACGAUGUACGUCGAGGCAACAAGGACAACCUGCGUCAGGACAACCUGCGCGUCUUCCAGCCAGAGACUAGGGAGAUCAAACGUCAGCCUACGCAGGUGAAGCGGACCGGCGCAGGAUCAGGCAGCGAGCAGGACGCCUCUGCACUGCGACAGGCAGUUCGACGCUCCGAUCCGAAAGCGCUCAAUGCGCAGCAGGUGACCAAGCUUCCCGACCGCGAUGUCAGCGAGCGACGUCAUUUCCUCUUCUACCAGGACGAAGGCGGAUUCCGUUCGACCGACGAGCACGAUCAGCCCGGCAACAUGAUCUACUACCUUGGCGUCAUCGACCUCUUCACGCCGUACACAUCGGUCAAGCGCGGCGAGACCAUCUGGAAGGGUUUGACUCAGAACCGACACAUGAUCAGCUCGGUGCCUCCAAAGGAGUACGGGCAGCGCUUCUUUGACUUCCUGUGUAGCGUCGUAACGGGCGGCGAUAAGAGUCGACGCCCCAAGAUGUGGGGCUUCACGGAGAAAGAUUUGGCCAAGACGAAAGGCAAGGCGCAAUUGCAGGAGGCCCCCCAGACGGAAAAGGGCAAGACUGUUCACAAGCAGCAAUAG